GGUUUUCUCUGUCUUCGUUCUCUUCGUCGACGUUCCCAACGUUCAGCGCCGAGUUUUCUCUUCUCCUCUACGACAAUGCAUCACAUUACGAACACUUCUUCUCGUGCUCUUCGUCGUGCGGCUGCAAAGGCCAAGCAACCUUUGCUUGCUCGUGGUGCGCACAAGGAAGUCAAGUUCUCGAAUGAGGGACGUGCCAGCAUCCUUAAGGGUGUUGACGUCCUUGCUGACGCCGUCAGUGUCACUCUCGGUCCUAAAGGCCGAAAUGUGAUCAUUGAGCAAUCAUUUGGUGGUCCCAAGAUCACCAAAGACGGUGUCACUGUUGCAAAGUCAAUUUCGCUGAAGGACAAGUUCGAGAAUCUCGGUGCUCGUCUCGUUCAAGAUGUUGCACAAAAAACGAACGAGAUUGCCGGUGACGGUACCACAACCGCAACUGUUCUCGCUCGCGCCAUUUACGCCGAGGGUGUCAAGAACGUUGCCGCUGGUUGCAACCCCAUGGAUCUCCGCCGUGGUUCCCAGGCCGCUGUUGACCGUGUCGUCGAGUUCCUCUCACACCAUACUAAGACUAUCACUACCACGGCUGAGAUUGCUCAGGUUGCGACCAUCUCCGCCAAUGGCGAUACUCACGUUGGUAACCUCAUUGCCCAGGCGAUGGAGAAGGUCGGAAAGGAGGGUGUUAUCACUGUGAAGGAAGGACGAACGAUGGAGGACGAGAUCGAAAUUACCGAGGGUAUGCGCUUCGACCGCGGAUUCAUCUCGCCCUACUUCGUCACGGACCCCAAAAACCAAAAGGUCGAGUUUGAGAAGCCCCUCAUCCUCCUAAGCGAGAAGAAGAUUUCCGUUCUCCAAGAUAUCCUCCCUACUCUUGAGUACGCCGCCCAGUCUCGUCGUCCAUUGAUCAUCAUUGCCGAGGACGUUGAGGGUGACGCUCUCGCUGCGUGCAUUCUUAACAAGCUCCGUGGUCAACUCCAGGUCUGCGCCGUCAAGGCACCCGGCUUCGGUGACAACCGCAAGUCUAUCCUCGGCGAUUUGGCCAUCCUCACUGGCGGUACCGUCUUCACCGAUGAACUCGACGUCAAGCUUGAAAACUCUACCCCCGAUCUGCUCGGUUCCACUGGCGCGGUCACCAUCACCAAGGAGGACACCAUCGUCCUCAACGGUGAUGGUUCCAAGGACGCUAUCCAGGCUCGUUGUGAGCAGAUCCGUGCGCUCAUCAACGACAAGUCAACGAGCGAAUUCGACCGCACCAAGCUCCAGGAGCGCCUUGCUAAGCUCAGUGGUGGUGUGGCUGUUAUCAAGGUCGGUGGAAGCAGCGAAGUUGAGGUCGGAGAGAAGAAGGACCGUUACGACGAUGCUCUCAACGCUACCCGUGCUGCUGUUGAGGAAGGUAUUCUUCCCGGAGGUGGUGUCGCUCUCUUGAAGGCUUCUCUUGCCCUCAGCUCGAAUGCUCCCGGCUCCAACUCUAAACCCAGUAACCCCGACGUUAAGCCUAUCCAAACUGCCAACUUCGACCAGGACCUCGGUGUCUCGAUUAUCAAGAGGGCACUCACUCACCCCGCCCGCACCAUCCUUAAAAACGCCGGUGAGGAGGCAUCCGUCAUUGUCGGUACUCUCCAGUCACAAUACGGUACUCCCGAUAAGUUCGCUUGGGGUUACGACGCUAGCAAGGGCGAGUACGUUGAUAUGAUCAAGGCUGGUAUUGUGGACCCUUUGAAGGUCGUCAGGACUGCUUUGGUUGAUGCGGCUGGUGUUGCGAGCUUGUUGACAACAAGCGAGGCGUGUGUUGUUGAGGCUCCUGAAGAGAACAAGCCUGCUCCAGGAAUGGGAGGUGGAAUGGGAGGCAUGGGUGGCAUGGGUUUCUAAGGUCAUGAAGCCUCCGUCGGUUUGUGAAGAUAAAAGUACCGUCCAAAGACUUGCCAUAGUGUUUGCUAACCCCUUGCAUUCUACCCCAUUGAACUUCUGACAUGUUUUAUUAUCGUCUCAUUGCUGCUCAUCGUACACCCCCAUCAUGUUGUUUACAUCUAUAGUAUAUAGGCUCUGCAUAGUCUUAGUGUUUCGUUCAUGCUCCUCGCAAUGCAACCCCCGCUCAUCUGCAUCUCAUCCUGGGAAUCUCGGAUUUAGAAGACAAUACCUAUACAUGCAAGUGCGAGCGUUUCGGAUGCGCAUAUCACAUACACGCUCGAACGAUCGAUAUACGAUUGGCUCUUUUAUUCUUUUAUGCGAUGGCACGAUUCAGUUAUUCGACGCCGCUCUUUAUACGCUUUGCCCCCCACUUCACCUAUAAUUGAUUCCUAUAAGUAACGAAAAUCCUAUUGCUUCAUACCCUCAUACUACGCC
This is a messenger RNA of Somion occarium, 2334 nucleotides long. NCBI's taxonomy places the organism in Eukaryota, Fungi, Basidiomycota, Agaricomycetes, Polyporales, Cerrenaceae. The record is from the annotation of a GenBank genome assembly.